AUGGUUCCCCCUGGAAUCAAUUGGCCAGAAGUCAUCACAUCAUUCGCUUCCAUGAAAGCAAGUUUGGAGCGAAGAAUGUCCGAAAAUGAGAAUUGGUCGGUAAACGACAUUGUUACCUGGUUCAAUAUGGUCAGAAACUUCUACAUUCUUCAAAGUGAGAUCUACAGACUGUGCGACGUCACUGAUUUGGUGAAUUAUGAGAUUAUCAAAACUUAUGCAGCAGAUAUGCUUCAGACGAUGGUGGACAUUAUCGAUCGUCAGAUUGAAUUGCUUCAUUAA
Caenorhabditis bovis is the source of this 279-nucleotide messenger RNA. NCBI's taxonomy places the organism in Eukaryota, Metazoa, Nematoda, Chromadorea, Rhabditida, Rhabditidae. The record is from the annotation of a GenBank genome assembly.